This is a messenger RNA of Mesorhabditis belari, 237 nucleotides long. NCBI's taxonomy places the organism in Eukaryota, Metazoa, Nematoda, Chromadorea, Rhabditida, Rhabditidae. The record is from the annotation of a GenBank genome assembly.
AUGUUGACUUAUCUGUGGUUGUUGAUAUUUUCGAUUGUUCUUAUCAGUGCAAUCGAAUCAAAUGAUUUAUUGUCUAUUUCAUCAAUCACUCCAAGUAGCCGAAUUGAACGAGGAGCUGUGGUCAAAUCGCGAAAAGUGACAACUCGAAGGAAGGACGAUGAUCGACGAAAGACAACGGAAAAACGAGCACAGACAACGACAACCACAAGAGCACCAAACACGGAUGAAGAAAGAAAA